Messenger RNA from Sabethes cyaneus, 1204 nucleotides. RefSeq names its product opsin-3 (gene Rh5). Bases 1 to 1134 code for a protein of 377 amino acids. NCBI's taxonomy places the organism in Eukaryota, Metazoa, Arthropoda, Insecta, Diptera, Culicidae. Gene Ontology annotation, biological process: visual perception; G protein-coupled receptor signaling pathway. The transcript is spliced from 3 exons. Gene Ontology annotation, molecular function: G protein-coupled receptor activity. The record is from RefSeq and is a predicted model, not a curated record. Gene Ontology annotation, cellular component: membrane.
AUGUUCCUUCUAAACGACAGUAGCGCACUCAUAUUCCCCAUGGCCCGCACUAGUGAAAUUCCCAAGAUGCUUGGGUGGAAUCUACCACCGGAGGAAAAGGACUUGGUUCACGAACAUUGGAGAGUUUUCCCUGCACCACCCUACCACAUGCACCUGCUGCUUGCCAUGAUCUACUUCGUGCUGAUGAUUGUUUCCUGCAUAGGAAAUGGAAUAGUUGUGUGGAUAUUCUCAACCGCGAAGUCACUGCGGAAUGGAUCCAACAUGUUCAUAGUAAACCUGGCCAUUUUCGAUCUACUCAUGAUGAUUGAGAUGCCAAUGUUUUUAGUGAACGCCGUAUCUGAACGAAUGGUUGGUUAUGGUGACGCUUGUAUCGUAUACGCGGUGUUGGGUUCAGUUUCAGGUAUCGGAGCUGCAAUUUCAAAUGCUGUCAUUGCCUUUGACCGGUACCGUACCAUUUCUAACCCAUUGGAUCAUCGCCUCAGCCGAAAGCAAGCCGGAAUUCUAGUUGCCAUAACUUGGUUUUGGACGCUUCCGUUUACUCUGCUGCCGGCGUUUAAAGUGUGGGGUCGUUUUAUUCCUGAAGGUUUUCUAACAACGUGUUCCUUCGACUACCUAACCGACGAUGCGGAAACCCAGGCUUUCGUUUUGUCCAUUUUUAUAUGGGCCUACGCUAUUCCGAUGAUACUGAUUUGCUAUUUCUACAUGCGCUUGUUCGGUCAUGUCCGCCAGCACGAGGCAAUGUUGAAGAACCAAGCACGGAAGAUGAAUGUCGAAUCAUUGGCAGCCAAUCGUAACACCAAGGCUCAAGCGGUAGAAAUGAAAAUUGCCAAAGCUGCAUUCACCAUCUGGUUCCUCUUUGUAUGUGCAUGGACACCGUACGGUAUCGUCGCAAUGACCGGAGCCUUCGGAGACCGAACUCUGCUAACGCCAUUCUACACCAUGAUCCCAGCCAUGUGCAGUAAAAUCGUGUCCUGUUUAGAUCCUUGGGUAUAUGCUAUAAGCCAUCCAAAGUACCGCCAGGAGCUGGAGCAGCGGGUACCGUGGUUGGGCGUGAGAGAGGAACCGGACAACGCUAGCAAUACCGACAGCAAGAACACCGUUCUAGCAGACUCGGAGAGGGUGAACGGAGAGUAACCAUGGCAAUGGUGAUAGUAAUUCGUCGUAAGCUGCAAAAUGGAAACUUGAUGAUGACCAACGGCUAUGU